Messenger RNA from Mesorhabditis spiculigera, 543 nucleotides. The record is from the annotation of a GenBank genome assembly. Lineage: Eukaryota; Metazoa; Nematoda; Chromadorea; Rhabditida; Rhabditidae.
AUGGGCUACACGAUGCUACGGUUGCCGGUAUCAAUGGACUUUGCAAGCACCCCGCGCGAACCAACGUUAUUUUGGAGAAGGCGCAAUAACGAUAGCGAUUUGAACCAGAUCCGCUUCAACGACGACAACAACAACAUCAACAACAUCAUCAACAUGGCCGACCAGCACCAGGACAACGAGCGCAGGGUUUCGAUGCGAGAGCAAUUCAGACUGCAAGAAGAGCUGGAGGCGGCCAAGGAAAAGCUCGAGAAGCAGGACAAGAAACUGGAAGACGUGAAGGCGAUGCUCGAGGACUCGCAGGCGCACAACCGGAACCUGGCGGUGGAGCGGAAUAUUGCUCGCUGCGACAUGGACCACGCCACCUACGAGAGAAACCGGGAGCUUCGAAAAGCCUGCUUUGAAUUACUGAUGACGGACCGGGUGCCCGAGGGGUGGCCGGGCACCCGGAAAUGGGAGGAGGACAACCGCAAGUACGAGGAAAGGAAACGCCAGCAGGAACACGACGAAGCGGGAGGACCGGGACCAUCGCGGCAUCAAAAGUAC